Lucilia sericata (common green bottle fly) is the source of this 8801-nucleotide messenger RNA. RefSeq names its product mucin-5AC. The transcript is spliced from 5 exons. Gene Ontology annotation, molecular function: serine-type endopeptidase inhibitor activity. The record is from RefSeq and is a predicted model, not a curated record. Bases 746 to 7828 code for a protein of 2360 amino acids. Lineage: Eukaryota; Metazoa; Arthropoda; Insecta; Diptera; Calliphoridae.
GGAAAAUUGACUCAAGACUAAAUUACUUCUAUUGCAUAGUAUAAUACCAUUAUAAAGUACAGAAGAGAAUUAGAGUAUUAAAAUCAAUUCUCUCUUCCUGCUGGUUACUUGGGUCACUAAAUUGAAUUCGCUCUAAAUUACAAAGGAUACAUUUAUGUUAACAUGUUAUAAUCUCUCCGGAAAUAUUUCCUAAUUAAGAUAAAAAAGAGACAUAAUUUUGUUCCUCAUUGGUGUAAAAAUUUUAUUAUUAUUUAAAGGAGGACCUCUUCACACAGUUAUUGUUCUCUCAUAUAUACAUACUUGGAACAAACAAAGAAAGGGUACAAAUCCCGGACAAAAAAAGGCACUUUUAUAAUAAAAUCAUCCAUCAAAGGAAUAAAAGAAAAUACUUUAAACGAGAAACAAGUUGUUAAGAGAUUAGUGGGAGGCAGCGAAAAAUAUAAAAUAAAUAUAUAAAUUUUAUCGAAAAAAAAUAGCCACGUCAAGAAACAAGCUUGUCGACAAUAAAAAACAUUUUAAUUUUUCUACAAGAAUUGAGAAAAUUUUCCAAAGGUUACAAAAUAAAAAAAAAAACAAAUAGAAUUGAAAGUAAAACAAUAAGUACAGAAACGGAAAUAAGAAACAGAAAAGGUCAGCAGUAGCUUAACUGUUCUGUCUGUUCUAUUUUUGAAAAGAGUUAUUGUUUAACAAAAACAGCAAUAAACUCGAGCAUUAAAGUAAAACAAUAGUAGCAACAACAACAACAAUGUAUUCGAUAAAAUUUGUUGUAGUAUUAGCUGCGUUUGGAUUUGUUGUUGGCUUUGCGUGCGCCUAUCCUCCAACUUAUGCUGAUGAACCAACUGCGGUCGAUGAUAGUGGUGGCAACGAUGAUGAUGGUGGUGGUUACAUAAUUCCACAGUUCAACCUUCAUUAUGCUCAACUCCAACAACAUGAACAACAUCAAAAUCAACAAGAACACAAGCAGCAGCAGCAACAACAACAAAAACAAAAAUAUCCAGAUCAAAACCCAAAUUUAACUUACUUUACAACAUCGAAAACAAGUUCAACAUCAACCUCUACAUCAUCUGGUCCCAUAUCGGCAUCAUCAGAUGCAAUAUCCGCAACGUCAACAAAACCAUCUUUACAGUCAGCCUAUGUUUAUAAGGCCGAAGUACCAAUACACAUUGAACCGGAAACCAACAAGGUUGUCAAUGCAGUUAAGUUGGCCAGUGCAACCUCAUCAACAUCAUCAUCGCCAUCAGCAACAUCCUACACAAGCAAUACGAACACAAAUUCUAACAAUAAUUCUGAAAAGGAUGAUGACUUGUCGAAGAAAAUUAUUGGUUCAAGUGUUGUAACAUCUGUAUCGGUAAUUUUGAAUGGAAAUGAACCAGAAUUCACAGAUGCAUUAGGACAAAAAGUACCUAAACCACAACCAUCACUACAAGUUGCUAGCCCUAUUGAUCUCCUCAAUCCCGAUCGGUAUGAAUUCUAUACCUUCGAUGAACAUGGUGAAUUGGUAAAACGUCUUAUGACUAUGGAAGAAAUCCAAAGUAUUGUUGCAAACGGAGAUGGUGAAGGGCCAACAAUUAUACACCAUGGCCCCAUUGAGGAUCGGGACCCGGAGAAAAAUGUUCAAGAUAUCGUCAAUAGUGUACAAAGUGUUCUUAACAAGGAAGUCGAAUCUAAUAAAAAUUCAAGCACAGAUAGUUUACCGGUUUUCGAUACGCCUGAUGUGUCAUCAUCUUGGUCUAUGAUAUUACCUGCCAUUUUUGGUAACACCGGUGGUGUUGAUAUAUUUCCGCAACAGAAACCUCAACAAAUUGUCAUGACUCCAGAUACUGAAAUUAUCGAAACUUCAACAAAGGAAGCAGCUACCACAACUACCAAGAAGCCUAAACCCAGUAAAAGGAAACCAGGACAAAAACGCAAACCAACAACCUCAACUACUGAAAUGACACCUCAAGUAAUACAAGAAGAACUUGAUUCUCAAGAAUCGGUUUAUACUGGUAUGCAACAGUAUCAAAAUCUUGCGGCAACUAUGCAAAACUAUGAUGGUUUUUCACAAUUGCAUAUGCAACCUAUCUAUCACAAACUUCCAGAAAUAGAAACUUCAACACGACGAGUAUUCAUAAACAAUCAGGAAGUAGUAAAGAAACCGGAUACUAUCGUUGAGAAUGACGAAGUUAUACUAAAUGAAAAUUUGGCUAAAAAACCAGUAUCUGUACAACACAAACCAUUACCACCACAUCGUAUUAAGAAGCCAAAUGGGGGUCAUACAACUACAAAACGUCCACAAGUGAACAAACAAAAAAUUAAGAGAAAACCAACAACAACCACGACUACAACAACACCAUUACCAACAACAACAACCACCACUACAACACCUGAACCUACAACAACAACAACUACUACAACACCUGCACCUACAACAACAACUACUACUACUACAACUCCUGCGCCAACUACGACAACAACCACAACUACAACUCCUGCACCAACUACAACUCCUGCACCAACUACAACUCCUGCACCAACUACAACUCCUGCACCAACUACAACUCCUGCCCCCACUACAACUCCAGUUCCUACAACAACUUCACCUCCUUCUUCCACAUCUACUACAGCCCCAUCAACAACAACCACUGUUGCACCAUCAACUACUAAAGCGCCCAAGAAAAAGAAGAAGAAGCCUACUCGCCAUCCAGUUCACUCAACCAGCACAACUCCAGAUAAACCCCAUUUGGUUGGGGAAAAACGGAAACCUUCCCCCAAACCUCACAGGCCAAGGCCAAAACCAGCACAGCAGCAUACUAAAUAUCCUCACGUCACAACAUCUUCCGAUUUAGCUGCUGAAGGAUCCGCUCAUCAAGAAGUCACACACAAUAAAUUCCAACAUGUGACAUAUCACAGACCACGUCCUAAACCAAAUAAACCAACUACUACUACAAGCACCACCACCACGACUACUACCACAACAACAACGACUACACCUGUUCCGGAGCCAUCGACCACCGUCGUUUUUGCACCUAUCCCAAUAACAUCAACUAAUAGCCCAAUUGAUAUGUCACUAAUUGUACAAGAUUUCUCCGGUUAUCAACCAACUCUAAAUAAUUAUGGAGAAGAAAUUCUAACUACAAGAAUAACAACCACUAAACCUGAAUUAGCAACGUCUGCCAAUAUACCAUCCACUUCUGGAACCUCGGGUUAUCCUGUACCAUCUUACGGUAUAUCAACUGACGAUUCAGAAGACUUUAGCUUUAAUCAGUUCAAAAAACAACCGCUACCAGCGUUUGCACUAACGCAACAUGGAUCCAAGCCUUACGAACAGGAUGCACAUACUUUACAAUCAUUUGAUCAAAUAAUGCAAACACUGAAGCAACCCGAUCAAAUGGCCGAAAAGAUAGGAGAAGACAUUUCAAUUUCUUCAGAUAAUCCUAACUUAAAGCCUGAUAAAUAUGAUAACAGUGAAAAUGAAAACAAAAAGGGAGAAAUGGCUAACAAGCAUAUGAUUACCAUUGAUAAUUCUAUGAAGCCGAAACCAUCAUCUACGUCAAAACCUUCUAAUGAACAAUAUGGAGACAGCGCUCUCGCUACAACAUUGCUAAAUUUUGAAUCGACUACUGAUGUGCAUGGUUCCGAAGAAACUACGAUAAAAUAUGAAAACAAGAAAACUGAUCGUCCCGCAUCAUAUGUAACAACUAAGAUGCCUGAAGAAUUUACCACAAACAUGUCAACCGAAAAGGAUGCAAGUGAUGAUAAUGAAACUACUGAACUUCCCAGCUAUACAGCAUUUACUGAUGCCAUCAAAGAAUCAACUAUUAACACAGAAAUUCCAGAAACCACGAAUACCUUAGCUGAAAAACAAGUGGAACAUACAACAGCAUAUCCCAAGAUACAACAAGAUGAAAUUCACCACCAAGAAUAUGAAACAUCUGCUUAUGGCUCGACAACAAAAAUAACCGAGCAAUCAACAUUUACGUAUGGAGAAGAAAAUACUGAGGAUGAAAACCAAACGACAGAAAACUACACUGACCAUCUCAAUUCAGAAACUAGACUUCCUGUGAUUAUGCCACAUAAUGUAGAAACUAUGAGCAAUGAUGAAAAGGACGUUAGUCGUCCUGUAUUAGUAGCUGAUCUUAAACCUCAACUCAACAUGGAAGUAAUCAAACCAUCUGAACAAAUAACAAUGUCCGAUUUCCAAACUCAAGCCGCAACUGUGGCUUCAACACUAGUUGACGGUACCAACACCGUAGCAUCCGAUUACAGCAUGAUGAACUCUAAUGAGACAAAAGAUGAAAUUGCAUUCCUAAUGUCGGAUGUUAUUAAACAAAUAUCGAACUCCAAUGAUAUUUCUAACACUCAACAAACUAAUUCUAAUGACAACCGUUAUUCAAAUCAAGCUCAACUCGAUUUAUCAUUCCUCAUGAAACCCACUAAAGAGGUAGCACAAAAUCCCAGUUCCAUUUCAGCCAAUAUGGAUGGUGACUACAAACAAGAUUAUAAACCAAUUUAUGAACGAUUUGAAACCACACAUACCAUUAAUCAUGGAAAUUAUAAUGUACAAGACGAUUCUACUACACAUUCCAUUACAACACAACUUCCCGAUGCAACCACUGUUAAAGAUAUACAAAAUGAAGAAUUUGGUACCGACUCUGUAGAAAAAACCACUCAAAGCUACUCAACAGAAACUGAAGAAGAAACAAAUACAAAUAUGGAUACAACCAAGGUUGAACAUUUAAUGUCUACAACAACCGCCUCAGAUACACUAGAAGAUUAUACCACAACAACUGUGCAUAAAAACAAUGAAGAACACGACGCGACAACUGAAUCUCAUACUGAAAGCGUUGACAAUGCAAACAAUGAGAAACUACACCACAAAGAAGAAGAUAAUAGCAACGACAGCACCUCCACUAUUGCUUCUGAAGAAGAUUUUACAACUUCCCAAACUCUAACUGAAUCUAAUGAAGAAACUACAUCCAAAAUCCCUAUUCCAUCCCUUCCAGAAAUAUAUGCUCAACAACAACAGAAUUUUGAAGUCGAAAGGGAACCAUUAUUUGAAGCCGAUAGCCCUGUAGAUACAACAACUCUUAUAAACGUAUUGUCUGAGGAAACAACAUUUUCUUCUAGUGAGGAAAAUCAGAGUAAUAUUUCUGAUAAAAAAGAAAUACCGAAUAAAUCAUAUGAGAGCAUUAUCGCAAAUAAUAGUGUUACCGAGAGUUCGGAAUAUGAUUUGAAAUCUGAAACUACUACAAUAAAGGACUAUUUAAGCGAAGAUGUUCGAGUGACCACUGAAUUAUCCAACGAAACAAGUGAAGAAGAUAAAAUGAUUUCAAGCGAAAUGGAAACAACAACAAUUAAAGAUGAAUCUUCCGAAUACACUAAUAUCGGACAACAAACAACAAAUGCUUUUGAAUCAACAACAGCUACAAAUGAAAUCACCACAACAUUCAUAGAGCAUAAUGAAUCAGAAACAACUGAGGAGACUGAAGAGAAUGCAGCUGCUGAAUCACAUGUCAAUGUCAUUGAUAACGUAACUGAAAAUCUAACUCAUAAAGAGAAAAUUCUGGAGGAACUCACAGACUCUUUAGAAACCACCACUCAAGUAACAACUUCUAAAGAAUCGGAAGCUGAUGAAGCUACUACAGUUAAAGCAGAUGAAAUUUUCAAUACUGAAGAAACUAAUACCGCUGCAUAUCAAAUGAGUGAAGAAACUUCUGCUGAGCUAAAUUCCAUGAUCUCCGAAGAAGAUGAAACUGAUGAAUCUAUUGAUGAGGACCCCUAUAUAAAACUAGGUGAAACGACAACCACUCAAAAACCUGAACUAUCUUUGGACGUUGAAACUCAAACAUCUGUCGAAAAAAUAGUUUCUGAUAAAAUACCUAGUCUUGAACAGGAUAUGCCUAUGUUAGCACCACCAAAACCAAUUCAUUCAAUAAUUGAAAAUGAUGUUCCUACAGGAACUCAAUCAAGUAUGUUAAUACAAAAUUAUGGUCAACCAUACGAAGAAGCUGACGAAGAGGAUGAGGAUGAUCAAAUUGGUUACCAAGUUCCCAAACUACCAAAUCCCGUAUCAAGUACCACUACGUCCAGAACGACUACAACAUCUAGUACAACAACCACUCACAAACCAAAAGUUACAACAACCCGACGUUUGAAUACGCUUAAGCCAGUCUCAUACUUCAACAAACAACCAGCGUACGCUUUGUAUCACGAACCAGUCGAACCGCUCUACAAUAAACCUUCCUUGCAGUCAUCGUACACACAGCAAAAAGAAAAUACACCUCAUAAAGUUACCACCUAUACCAUACCAACACCUCAACAACGUCCUAUGCAGAGACCUCCUCAACUGAGCAACUUAAUGAUAUCUUCCACACAGGCCACAAGACCACCAGUCAAACUGGACCCAUCACCCAGUAAUUCAAAGGGUCUGGAAGCAUCCCUGGCAAAUUUGGAUGAAGAUAUUUUAGCAUUUGCAAAGCUCUGUAAUGAAUUGGCUUUCAGUUAUUGGAAAUCGAUAACAUCAGAAAAAAUUAGCUCUGCCAGAAGUUUGGUCAUGUCUCCUUUCGCUUUAACUUCCAUGCUUUCAAUGGUAUUCCUAGGGGCUCGUGGCAGUACUUCAGGUGAAAUGAAUGACGUACUUAAGCUCGACGAUAUGGUAACAUUCAACCCUCACUUAGUUUUUAAAAAUAUUACCGAUUCUGUUGAGAAGGCCAUGGAUAGUGACAUUGCUACAACAGCAUUUGUACGAGAAAUUUUCAGUGAUCGUGCUAAUGGUAAAAUUUUGCAAUUCUUUAAAGAAAAAACGCAACAAUUGUAUGCCGGCCAUGUUGAGGAAGUAAAUUUCCAUGUCGUUAACGACAUCAUUCGGAGACGUACAAAUCUAUUAGUGAAGCGCCACACAAUGGGCAAAGUCCUCGAAUAUUUGCGAACUAACAGUGUAUGGGUAAAUGGUCCAUUGGCUACGAUCUCUGCAAAUCUCUUCCAAACUGAUUGUUCACAUGGAUCUACACAAGAUAAGGAUGGGGAAAUAUUCUUCCAAGUACAUCCAACGGUCCGACAAAGACGCCUAGUUCCUAUUCCUGCAGUACUUUUUAAGAGCGGCUUUACUGCUGGUUAUGAACCCAAUUUAGAUGCCACUGUUGUGGCCUUUGGACGUAUACAGGACACCACUAGCAUGAUUUAUGUUAUGCCUGGACAUCUAAGUUCUAUAUCACCAUCCGAUAACUUGGACCGCCUUGAAAAACAGUUGAUGGAAACGGCUAUUUCAAAGAAUGCCUGGAGUAACUUACUCACCUCGCUAAUGGAUCGCCCCGGCAUGGAAGUACAACUACCAAGAUUUUCACAUCGAUCAUUUGUAAAUGCCACAUUAGGCCUACAAAAAAUGGGACUAAAGGGUCUCUUCAAGUCCGACUAUGCCGAUUUAGGAGGCUUAACGGGUUCAUCCAAUCGUGACAUUUAUCUCUCUGACAUGAUUCAAAUAAAUACUUUCAGUACAUGUGGCGAAGAAAAAAUAGCUGAUCACCAUCACGUGGAAAUGUAUCCGGCUCCACCAUUGCGCAAACGCAAUAAAGAUGUUGAUGCCCAUGAUGAUGACGAACAGGACUCUUCAGAGGCAAUUAUCGACUUUGGUUCAUUAGUUCAAGAUUCUGUUUUAGGUCGCGGUUUUUAUGAUGAUUUAUUGGAUCCCAAAUAUCUGGAACUUCCACUGCCUUUAAGGCCACGACAAGCACGCGUCCCCGAUGCUCCUAGAUUACGGUUUGACAAACCAUUCCUCUAUUUUGUCCGUCACAAUCCAACAGGCAUGAUACUAUUCAUGGGUCGCUUCAAUCCGAGAUUAUUGCCAUGAGCCGUAGUAAUUGACUACAAAACUAAAUGUAAGCCAAACGUGUAAUACUUGUUAUUAAAAAUUAUAGUAAAAUUCUGUAUUGCUUCUUAGUUACGAAUUCUUUUUAAUCUCUUGUGGUCAAAAAAAUACUAAAAACAUACUUUAGUAGUAAAUAUAAAAAAAACUAAAUAUUUAUUUAAGUUUGUAGUUGUAUAUUUUGAUAUUUACUCAUGUCACGUAUACAAGAUAUUCAUAUGCAUACAUAAAUAUAAUUAUUUAUGUUUAAAACAAUACUAUUUUUAUCAACAUUAUUAUUAUAUUAUUAUUACUAUUAUAAUUUCCUACUUUUAUUAUUAUUAUUUUAUUUUAUAAAUGCUUUACCUUAAUCACGAGUCAUACAAAGGUGUUAAAGUGCCUGAGUCUGUGUGGGAAUAAACGAACGCAUACUCCGGCAUUAUUCCUACUUAUUUUUUGAUGGAUUUUGUAAUUUGUUGCACGAGUAUACAAAUGACUGACAUCGCUUGUUGAUUCAAGAUUGACGUAUUGCAUGCAGUACUUUCAUUCAACAUACGAAUACAUACACUAACUGUAAUCACGCAUAUUUACAUACAUUUGUAUAUGCAUUUGCAUGUAUACAUACAUACAUACAUAUAUAUAAAUGUAUGUAUGUAUAAAAGGAUACACAUUUAAAUUGAAUUUAUCCUUUUUUACGAAUACAUUGAACGUAUCAUUUUAAUUUUCAUUAUUAAUUUAUCUAUAUGUAGGUAUGUAGUAUCCCAUAUACAUAUGUAUAUGAGAUACUAUUUAUUUGUUUGCGUACGUAUGUAGUUUGUUUAAUGAUCGAUUUUUUGUUUUAAUUUAAUACUUUUUUACAUUUGUAAUGUAUACAGUACAAGUAUACAAACGAAUAAUUAUUUAUAUACAUACAUAAAUACAUACAUAUACAUAUGUAUCUGUAUUUUUAUAUACUUUUAUAUACGUAUUUGUUAAAUAA